Messenger RNA from Lacerta agilis (Sand lizard), 1144 nucleotides. Its product is annotated as angiopoietin-related protein 5-like. The transcript has 3 exons. The record is from RefSeq and is a predicted model, not a curated record. NCBI's taxonomy places the organism in Eukaryota, Metazoa, Chordata, Lepidosauria, Squamata, Lacertidae. Bases 288 to 812 code for a protein of 174 amino acids.
AGGUGAGCCACAGACUCCUGUUGUCUCUGGUCAGACUUUGCAGGAGUUUUGAUGGGCGAGUGCCAGGAUGGUGGUGCCACAGCUCACACACUCCUAAGGAAAGCCAUCUGGCUCCUUUUGCCCACUUUUAUUAUAAAUUGUGUUUAGGAUCCUAUAAUUCAGAUUGGUUACCUACUAACGUAAAUUUCUAGGUAUUCUGUGAAAGGAGAUACGACGGUGGAUGGACUAUUAUCCAGCGACGCAGUGGGGAAGGGGUGUAUGGUGGACCUGAGGACUUUCGGAGGUGGAUGUCUGAAUAUGAAAAAGGAUUUGGGCAUGUUGCUUUUGAACAUUGGCUAGGGCUUGUCUACAUUAAUGCUCUGACCCACCAGAGAGACAAAAAAUGCGAGCUCCGAGUUGACAUGAGAAACUACAAAGGGAAGAAGGGCUAUGCUGUAUACGAGACCUUUGAAAUUGGCAACGAAGAUAAAAAAUACCGCCUUUCUUUGGGAAAAUACAGAGGGAAUGUGGGAGAUGCAUUCAGAGGGCGUGAACCCUCUGAGAAUCAAGAUGGCCAUUUCUUCAGUGCAGUUGAUAGUGACAAUGACGACUGUGGCCCAUGUUUUCAGGGCGAUGAGGCAUUCGACAGCUGCGCUGGCGAUCUCUACGGUUCUGGGUGGUGGUUCAGUAACUGCGGCAUGGCGGAUCUCAACGGGAUGUGGCAUCCCAAACACAGCUGUAGAGGUUGGGUAUCUGGCGUGUACUGGAGAACAUGGAGUAAUAUUGAUUCCCUGCUAUUUAGUGAGCUAAAGAUAAAAUGUACUAAGCUGUAACUAUGUCAGACUCUCCAGCCUGAGAUGGCUUGCGAGUUCGUUUCCCUUUCUGCAGCAAUUUUAGUACAAAACCAUUUGUGUUACUAUGAAUGUUAACCGUUUAAUAGCAAAUCUGACUGAUCUAAGAAAUGAAGUUUCUGCUAAUUGAUUGUUGAAGUCUUUCUAGUUUUUCAGUAGACGUAAUCCCUUCCCCUCCUUUUGCCAAAACCAUUUCAGUAAUAAGGAACAUAUAUUUUAGUGCAGUCAUAAUCCUAGAAGUAUUUCUACUAUCCGCUGUAGAACAAAUUAGCUAGGAACCCACCCAUAUUUCCAUCAAACCCCAGCGCAGAGGA